AUGUUCGAUGUGAAUGCUAAAGCAGAUCGUAUAGUACCGGCGUUACCGUCUACCACUGGUAUUGAAUACCCGCGAGCCGCGUCCUGGGCGAGUGGUACCUUGCAGGAUGUGCUUUCAGAUGAUAAGGGUCGUCAAUUGUUCAAAGUGUUCCUACAUGACGCGUUAGCGGAGGAGAAUUUAAUAUUCAUUGAGUCGUACGAAGAUUUCAAGAACAUGAAA
Molecule: messenger RNA, 219 nt
Organism: Anisakis simplex (herring worm)
Lineage: Eukaryota; Metazoa; Nematoda; Chromadorea; Rhabditida; Anisakidae
Source: the annotation of a GenBank genome assembly